This is a messenger RNA of Poecilia reticulata (guppy), 1403 nucleotides long. The record is from RefSeq and is a predicted model, not a curated record. Lineage: Eukaryota; Metazoa; Chordata; Actinopteri; Cyprinodontiformes; Poeciliidae.
UAAGUCUUCCCUCGAAGUGUUUCGAGUUUCUACCAGGAAACAGGAAGUGAGAAGUGAAUUCAGAACUUCUGUAAUUAAAGCAGCGAGGGAGACGUCUUCAUGAAUAAAGUCUGUUUUAUUGCAGAAGUGUUCUGACGUGGACUGACCCAGGUACGGCAGAACCGACCCGUGCCCGGUUGAGAGCAGCAUGGCGGCUUUGGUCUGAACACUGAGUCAAUUUGCUGUUUGUUGCGUCGCCGUGUUGCAGUGAGUGGGUGCAGCUGCGGCGGCUGUUUGACUCUGCGGUCGACAGGGGAAGAAGAAAGACGCUGCUGCUGCCCCCCCGCUGCACACUCACUUCCUCAAAGAGGGAGGGGAGAGACAGAAGGAAGCCAUCUUGGGCACUUUGUGACAUGUUUGUCCCAUAUCUGGCGCUGGUUCCUGCAGACGGACAGACGGAAGGAGAAACRAGUUACUGAAGGAAUUGGAAACUGAACUCCGAAGAUCUGCGGUGUUUCCUCUGAUGUUGCUCUGAGCGCCGAGUUCGGCUGGACAGACGCAGGAUGAGUUCGGUUCCCCAGAGGUCGGUGGUGAUGGGCUGGAGCCCACAGCAGCUGGCCGACUACCUGAAGCGGAUGAACCUCCCCGGCUGUGAUAAGGUGGUYCUGAAGAACUCCAUCAGCGGCUCCAGGUUUGUGAACCUGACRGACAACGACCUGCAGAAGUUCCCCAAGCUUCACGCUCCGAUGAUUUCUAAGAUCAGCAAUGAAAUCUACAAAAAUGAGAAGAAAGGCGGCUUGUUUUCUAAAAAGUCGACUCCUAAGUAUCAUGAACCAGAGAUGAACGUUGAUGGAGGAUGGGGCGAAGACGAGUUUCCAGCUCUGUGUCCCCGCCCCCCCACCUCACUGUCUGCACCCCCGUCCCGCAUGCCUGGAGAGUCCAGAAGAGACCCGUCUCCUCACGGACGACCGCCAGGAAACCUUCCCGCAGGGCCUCCCAAGGUGUGUCGCGACAUCAAACCUGGACGUGAGUCACGAAACACCCAGUCCCCCAUCAGAGGACAUCAGAUCAACUCAGCGGACAGACCUGCUGCACAGUCCUGGAGGACACCGGCGGACGCAUCGGAACCGCCCAGGUCCAAACCUCCGGUUCUUYCUCCUCCCUCCUCCUCCGUCAGCAGGAGCAACUCCUCUGCCAGAGUAGCGCCCCCUAGCAGGUUCGAUGGACACAGAGAGCAGACACAAGAUGUCCCUAAACACAACACGUUCCCUCUUCACAAGAAUCUGCCGCCGCGCCCYGGGAUCCCCGGGCCCCCGCCRCAGCAUGCCGCCAGGUCAGCCUUCACUUCUACUCACCCGUCUCACCAGAAGGUCAUUACUGCGCUCACCUCCAACCGCCAGCAGCCUGAACGGAUCAGGAAGUGA